Messenger RNA from Myotis lucifugus (little brown bat), 594 nucleotides. It is a transcript of the gene CUNH11orf87, whose product is annotated as chromosome unknown C11orf87 homolog. The record is from RefSeq and is a predicted model, not a curated record. NCBI's taxonomy places the organism in Eukaryota, Metazoa, Chordata, Mammalia, Chiroptera, Vespertilionidae. The transcript has a single exon. Bases 1 to 594 code for a protein of 197 amino acids.
AUGAGUGCCAGGGCGCCCAAGGAGCUGAGGCUGGCGCUGCCGCCUUGUCUCCUCAACCGGACCUUUGCGUCCCCCAACGCCAGCGGCAGCGGCAACGCGAGUGCCCGCGGCCAGGGCACCGGCAGCGGCACCUGCAUUACGCAGGUGGGACAGCAGCUCUUCCAGUCCUUCUCCUCCACGCUGGUGCUGAUUGUGCUGGUCACCCUCAUCUUCUGCCUCAUCGUGCUGUCCCUCUCCACCUUCCACAUCCACAAGCGAAGGAUGAAGAAGCGGAAGAUGCAGAGGGCUCAGGAGGAAUAUGAGCGGGAUCACUGCAGCGGCAACCGCGGGGGCAGAGAGGCCCCGGCCAGUGGCCAGGCCCCAACCCACGCAAAAGAAACCCGGCUGGGGAGGCAGCCCCGGGACUCCGCCUUCUGCGACCCCGCCAAGGCCUCCUCCUCCUCCUCCUCCUCCUCAACCCCAGGCCUCCCAUGCCAGGGUCCCUAUGCUCCUCCGCCUCCGCCGCCCGUCCCCAGUCCGCAAGGAGCACAUGCCACCUCCUCCUGUUUGGACACAGCUGGCGAGGCCCUUUUGCAAACGGUGGUACUGUCCUGA